CGUAUGAUUCUGCUGGCUCUCUCAUCAUGUUCAAUUGAUUGCGUUGCAAAAUGCUCUCUGUGGCUUCGCCGCCAGUUGCCGGCGGGUCCCUUCAUAUCAACAGGAAAAGGUCAGGACCCCAGCCGCCAGUGUGGGCGAGCUUGCAGGAGAUCGAGAGACUGAGGAUCGAUAAGGACGUGAGACAGAAACCUCGACGAAUGGUGCCAGAGAUUCCGGCAAUUCGAGUGGCCAAAAGGGUGGUUCUUGUGAGGCACGGGCAAAGCACUUGGAACGAGGAGGGACGGAUUCAGGGAAGCUCUGAUUUCGCUGUUCUGACGCCCAAGGGUGAGUCCCAGGCUGAGACUUCUCGUCAGAUGCUCCUCGGAGACUCGUUUGAUGUUUGCUUCACCAGCUUUGUUAUUGAUGAAAAAUGGGCUUUUGAAUGCUUUGCCAGUCCCCUUGCACGGUCGAAGAGAACGGCAGAGAUCAUUUGGGGCUCUCGGAUGGAGGAGAUGAUUCCGGAGCAUGAUCUUCGGGAGAUUGAUCUUUACUCUUUCCAAGGCCUUCUAAAGCACGAGGGGAAGGCAAAGUUUGGUGAUGCCUAUCGCCAAUGGCAGAUUAAUGCUGCUAACUUCACCAUUGAUGGCCAUUAUCCUGUGAGAGAGUUAUGGGACCGUGCAAAGAGCUGCUGGAACAAAAUUUUAGCACAUGAAGGCAAUUCAGUUCUUGUUGUUGCUCACAAUGCAGUUAACCAAGCUCUUGUUGCUGCUGCCAUAGGAUUGGGCACCGAGUACUUCAGGAUUCUGCUUCAAAGUAAUUGUGGAGUUAGUGUUGUAGACUUCAACCCACAACCAAGAGGCAACCCUCAUGUUUCUCUCAAUCGUUUAAAUCAGACUCCAAAUCCCCCUAUUGCCGCUGGAGGUUCUGGAGGAAGAAAAACCAGUAAACGUAUUGUUUUGGUUUGCCAUGGAGCCACACAGAGCAACAAUGAGGUUACUUUUCCAAAUAUGGGAUAUGAACCCAUGAACAUGCUUGGCGUCAUACAGUCUCAGAAAACUGCUGAGUUACUUCUUGACAUGAAGAUAGCUUGUAUACUCACCAGUUCACAAAUUGCUUCAGUAGACACAGCCGUGGCCAUAUCUGAGGUCCAAGAAGCAGCUGAUUGCUUAGGCGCCGACUGCAUUCCUCGUUAUGUAGAGAUGAAGAAAUUGCAAGACCUCGAAGUCGAACCAACUCUGCAGCAACCAUGCACACCAGAUUCUUGGGAUAGUCUCAAUAAAGCUACCGUUACAAAGUUGUGGAAUCAAUCAAAGAAAGCUUGGGGAGCCCUGCUGGAGGAAUUAUGUGCUGAUUCAGAACCUGAAAGAAAUGUAGUGGCUGUCGGUAACUCAACACUUCAUGUUGCACUUAUAUGCCAUUGUUUGAAUUUAACUACAGAAUGGUUGGGAGCUUUCCAUCUUGAUUCUGGGAGCAUCACUGUUAUAGACUUCCCGGAUGGGCCAGCCAGGCAAGCAGUCAUUCGAUGCAUUAACUACACUGCACAUCUGGGGAGGUGGUCUAUACCCAUUACGAGAUCCAUGGCAAGUGAUGAAGAAUUUUAGCUGUUGCUGCUAGUUCACUUUGUUGCUCACUUUGUUGCUUGUUUAGUCAUACUAUAAUCUUUUAACUGAAGUGCUGGAAAGGAAAUUAAUAUGCUGGGUUGUAUCAUACUUAAUUCAUAACGUGAAGUGUAUAUAUUUGUUUGAAA
Dioscorea cayenensis subsp. rotundata (Guinea yam) is the source of this 1726-nucleotide messenger RNA. RefSeq names its product 2-carboxy-D-arabinitol-1-phosphatase-like. Gene Ontology annotation, molecular function: phosphatase activity. Bases 51 to 1580 code for a protein of 509 amino acids. Lineage: Eukaryota; Viridiplantae; Streptophyta; Magnoliopsida; Dioscoreales; Dioscoreaceae. The transcript is spliced from 9 exons. The record is from RefSeq and is a predicted model, not a curated record.